CACAGUCACUUCCUUCACUCAGUCAGACUGCACUGCUCCAUUCGUGUUGACUGCCCAGAGUCCACGGAUACCGCCCUGCACCUCUCACCACCACCUCAAAUUCAAUCUGACCAGAAAUAUACACCAAAGCAUAUCCUUGUUCCUGCACAUCUCCAGACCAGCCGUGACAACAGCUACAUUCCAGCAACCCUGUCAGUUUCUGUUCAGGCAUGUCGCUCCACAGUUUUGGCCUGGAGCCUCUCUCUUGCCACGCCUGGAACAAAGAUAGGACCCAGAUUGCAGUGAGUCCUAACAACAAUGUGGCAAUAAUCUACGAGAAGAAAGGCAGAGAGUGGGUUAAAAUCCAUGAGCUGACGGAGCACAGUGGACGAAUCACAGGCAUUGAUUGGGCCCCAGAGUCCAACCGUAUAGUGACAUGUGCCUCCGAUCGUAACGCCUAUGUGUGGACUCUGAAGGAUGGCGUGUGGAAGCCAACCCUGGUCUUGGUGCGCAUCAACCGUGCAGCCAGCUGUGUGAAGUGGUCACCACUGGAGAACAAGUUUGCCUUGGGCAGCGGAGCUCGAAUCAUCUCUGUCUGCUACUUUGAGAAGGAGAAUGAUUGGUGGCUGAGUAAGCACAUCAAGAAGUCUGUGCGUUCCACGGUUUUGAGCUUGGACUGGCAUCCCAACAAUAUCUUGCUGGCAGCUGGGUCUGCAGACUUUAAUUGCAGGGUUUUCUCAGCCUACAUCAAGGACAUUGAGGACAAGCCUGGACCCACUGCCUGGGGUGCGAAAAUGCCUUUUGGAGAGGUGCUGCUGGAGCAUAAAGACUGUGGAGGCUGGGUGCACAGUGUCUCCUUCUCCCCCAGCGGAGACCAGCUGGCUUGGGUGGCUCAUAACAGCAGCAUUGCUGUGGCAGAUGCUGCCCACGGGAAAGAAGUGACCCAGAUGACCACUGACUAUCUGCCACUGCUGAGCGUGCUCUAUGUCAGCCCGUCUGAGAUUGUUGCAGCGGGCCACGAAUGUUGCCCAUAUCAGUUUACCUAUAAAGGUCCCAGUUCUCUGGAGUUUGUGAAGAGGCUUGAUAUCCCAAAGCAGACCUCAAAGAUUGGCAUUUCAGCCAUGCAACACUUCCAGAACCUGGACAAGAGGGCCACUGAUGACGACAAAAAUGAGCUUGACACCCUUCACCAGAACAGCAUUACGCAGCUGUGUGUGGUAUCUGGUGAAAAGGCUAAAGUGGAGAAAUACAGCAGCGUAGGGCUGGAUGGAGCCAUGGUGAUCUGGGAUUUUAAGCAUUGAGAGACCCCAGUAUGUCAGUCCUUGAGUUGUUACCCACAGGGUCAACCAAAACAUCAACAAAUCUUCUGUGGAAUAUAACUGCCACUAAAUCCAUGUGCUAACAGGUGUAACUUUCUGUGUGCUUUAAGUACCUAAAAGAUAAUGUCUGCACAUGUGCUUUUUAAUAAAAAUGCUUCUACGUAU
Molecule: messenger RNA, 1463 nt
Organism: Notolabrus celidotus (New Zealand spotty)
Lineage: Eukaryota; Metazoa; Chordata; Actinopteri; Labriformes; Labridae
Exons: 10
Coding region: 210-1280 (356 amino acids)
Biological process (GO): Arp2/3 complex-mediated actin nucleation
Cellular component (GO): Arp2/3 protein complex; actin cytoskeleton
Molecular function (GO): actin filament binding
Source: RefSeq, a predicted model, not a curated record